GUGACUUCGGACAUACUACCUACUCAAGGCCGCACGAAAAUGAUUAGACGUAUUUUAACUGCUAAUCACUGGGGGUUUCAAUCUUAAAGGAGUAUCUAGAGGUGAAGAAACGUCCUCCUUGCUCGUGAUAUAGUGAUGGUCUCCGGACAUGGUUGCGCAACUUGCCGAUCCAGACAUAUCAAAUGCGAUCGGUCUCUCCCUAGCUGUCAAAGAUGUGAGUUCUUCACACCAUCUCAUGCUCCUACGGCGAAGCACAAAACCGCCUUGGAUGCAGGAUGCAAUUGACUAUUUUCUGGAAAAUUUUGUCAUUGAAGGUGAUCAUCUUCCUGAUUUCGUUGGUGAAGGAAGUAUUGAGAUGUUUGAUAUUUCGCCUGCUGAAAGCGGCCCGGGUCGAACAGUCAUCGAAGUCCUUGAUACUUUAACAGCUGGACUUUUGGUUAUUCGUGCAGCGUCAAUGCAAACGACUGAAGGGCGACGGAAGCGACAUAUUAGUUAUCGGGAGGCUAUGCGAGAUCUGAGGGAAAGUAUUUCCCUAUAUCCAAAUUCGAGGACCUUGAUAGUGCCUAUUUUUCUCUUUGCACUGUAUGAGAUGAUUGUGAGCACUACUUCGACCGAGAAGACCUGGCGGAUCCAUUUGAACGGAUUGCUUGCAAUGAUCCACCAUAGUCACAGUGCAAAAGACAAGAGAACAGCCGCAAUGGACAAUGUGUCAGCAGUACGGAGAUUUACCUUAUCAGAGAAAACCGCUGAUCUUCCAGCUUUCCUCAUCUCACAACCCUCUAUGGACGGUAUCCAAAAAGCCUGGUUGCUAUUAGACAUCACCAAAUUGCGCCUAAGAGAGCUCGUCACCAUUAUGAACCACUUUCGUGCUAUUGAUUAUACCCGAAAUAUGAUGAGUUUUAAAAAACUUGAUGUCGAAAAGCUUCGAGUUUCUAUCAAACGUAUGCAGAGGGAUCUUCGUCUGGUCAACGACUUGAUUCCGAAAAAGCAUCAUCCUGUUAAGAUCAAUGCUACUGGCUGCCAUUGUCCCUCAGAUCUCCCACCAAGCUAUAAUGGCUACUACGAGGAAUCAUAUUCAGACAGUCUGAUAUGCACGAAGUGGAAUGAAUAUAGAACACUGAUAUUGAGAAUUGGUGAUUUUCAACUGAGAACAGGGUGAUUCUUAUACGCAGGCACAAGUCGACCGAAUACAAGAGAAACUAAAAGCCUGACUCAGAUGAUGAAGGAAGCUGCCGAUGGGAUUUGUGCAUCAGUGGCAUACCUCAAUGGGCAAUCGAGCA
Talaromyces stipitatus ATCC 10500 is the source of this 1280-nucleotide messenger RNA. RefSeq lists its product as uncharacterized. Lineage: Eukaryota; Fungi; Ascomycota; Eurotiomycetes; Eurotiales; Trichocomaceae. The coding region runs from base 149 to 1159 and encodes 336 amino acids. The transcript has 3 exons. The record is from RefSeq and is a predicted model, not a curated record.